ACACGACAACAUGUCGACUAAGGAUAAAGAAAAAGAUAAAGUUAAGCGAAAGCGUGCGAUUCGAAGCGAGGACCGUGGAGGAUCAGGUGACAACAAGAAAUCUAAAACAGAUGGAGAGGAUACAAAGGUUUCCCUGUUUUAUGCCGAGGAAGAAGAAGUGUUGAAUCGUGACCCUCAGGAAGAUCUAGAGAUGCACAAAGCAGCCUGUGAUGAAAUUAGGCGCUGUAUUGCCGACGUCCGAAAGCUGAAAUCAGCCCAGGGAAAAGAAUCGGCCAUAGAGGAGAAGCGGAUUCAGGCUACGCUCCAGUUUAUCAUUCUAAAGAAGAUGAAUCGCCUUGCACAUAUCCGCUGUAAGAAAGUCAGAGAAGGAACAAAUGAGGCUAAACAGAAGAUUGAUCAGCAUCAUUUACAGCUGGAGAAUCUGCUGUAUGAGGUGACUCAUCUACAAAAAGAAAUCACCAAAUGUCUGGAGUUCAAAUCCAAAGAUGAGGAGAUAGAGCUGGUGCCCGUGGACAAGUUUUACAGAGAGGCCCCCAAAGAGAUCUCUAAACCGACAGAGACUGAGAAGAACCUUCACAAGCAGACCUUAGCAAGGCUGGACUGGGAACUGGAACAGAGGAAAAGACUGUCGACCCAGCUGCAGGAAUCUGAGAAUAGCAAGGAGCAGAUAGAGAAUGAGAUCAGAGAGAAGAGAGAUCAGCUGGAGAGCCUACAGCCCAAACUCCGGGAUAUCCUACAGUCGACCAAACCAGUGCAGGAGUACCUGUGCAUGCCAUUUGACAAGAUCUGCGAGCAGCAUGAGAUUGCCUCACAUCUCCCGUUACCUCUGUAUGUUCUCUACAUGCAGUCCAGCGCCUACAAAGAGGCCUGCGACAAGUACCUCACUGUGACUAUUGAAGGGGAUUACCAAGCUGCCAAGGGAAGUAACUGGGACAACAUGGUGUUAGAUGAGGACAGCGAUAGUGAAACUGAAGAGCAGGAGAAAGCCAAGUCGAAGCGGAGGCGCAAGACCCAUGAUGAGAGACACAGUACUGCCAAAGACAGAAUUUUCAGGAAGCAUCCUUUGUUCAUCACUCUGGAAAUACGUUGUAAAGAUGGCAGCUCUCUCCAGUUGAGUUUUACAUACAUCGUCAUGCUAAACAUCGUCACAGUAGGUGUCAAAGUUCAGGCUGCUGGAGACACCAAUUUGAACUCUAUUUCUGGAGGUGAUCUGCUGUCACCGGAUUCCAUUUUAGAUGAUCUUUAUCCUGGUGACCAUGGUAACAACACGCCCAAUCCGGCCAAUCACUAUGACUUACGACGAGUUGGAUCCACAGAUUUCAGUGAGCAUAUCUGCCACACUGGUAAGCCGUACCGCUGGGCGCAGUGGCUUGGAGGCCUCCAGUUCCUGGCGGACACCGAACAGGUCAAGGCCAGAAGCACAGUCAGCGCGAGUUAUAUGCAGGAGACUAUCCGUCUGUUACGACAACGGCUCAAAGCACGCCUUGCUCUGCUCAAACAGCUCAUCUCAUUGGAGAGGUACAGCGUUCCUGUGUCCAGUGAACAUCAGAAUCUAUUCCCAACCAAAAUCCUGUCUCAACUCACUUCCUGGAGACGGUCUACAUAUGCAGACUUCAUUAGCCUCCCCUACACACAGACGGCAAUAGACAGUGGUCUUGCGGAGGAGGCAGACAUCUUCUUCACAGCUGUGGUGGACAGAGGCUCAGCCAAGCUGACCUCUCAGAUAGUGUUGAAGCCGGACUAUCCCAGCUCAGCCCCAUUCUUCCUGGUUCAUGUCCACUGGAAGACUGAGAGAACUGGCCUGACCGACUUCCACAUCAGGGAAGUGGAAACGGAAGUCAAUGUACACUGGGAUGAGCUCAUCCAGGGGAAGUCACAUGACCAGCUCUUGUCCAAUCAGCUGCAGCGAUUGCUCGUCUGUUUUGAUGUUUACCUGGAGACUGAAGCCCAGAAUAUGUCCUUUGAAGGUCCAGCGGAGAUUCCCAAGGAGAAGAUUUUCCCCAGGAUGGGAAAAGGCCCUCAGAGAAGCAAGCCUUACAGGUACAACCCCCAGCUGAGCUUUUUCCUUCAUAGAUAGGUGACUCACGUACAGGUGGAAAACAAGAUAAACAAAACUGUGAAAAUCAACCUUUAUCAUCACUGUUUGGAGUGCUAUCAUGUUUCAUACGAAGAACUGAAAGACACGCCGUGAAAAUCAGCCUUUAGUAUCGGUUUGGAUAAAGUGUUGUAUAUCCACAGAUCUCCAGUCUGAAAGGCUUAGACUGUAUCACAAACUGUUACAACUCAGUCUUUAUUAACACAGUUUGGAUGGAGAAUAAAAACACAAAAUGUUGAAAUGUAGUAUAUUUACAAAUCUCCAGUCUGAAAGUCUCUGGCUGUUUCACUCAUCAUUUCAUGUGAAUCCGGAUCACAUCACGACAUCAUUUGACAAACACCUUGGAAUGUCCAUAAUCAUGUAUCAGCCAUGAUGAGACAAUAAAUGUGUUCAAUAUUUUGAGAAAACUUGACACAGUGCAGUUGUCUUUUAAGUCAUUGUCCCUUAUUAGCUCGGCUGUACGAAGUACAAGUGUAGUUUAUGUAACAGGGAAAGUGAGUGAGUGCAAGAGUGCUUAGGGUUUAAAGUCGUACUUAACAAUUUUUCGGUCAUA
Liolophura sinensis is the source of this 2648-nucleotide messenger RNA. RefSeq names its product THO complex subunit 5 homolog. Gene Ontology annotation, molecular function: mRNA binding. Lineage: Eukaryota; Metazoa; Mollusca; Polyplacophora; Chitonida; Chitonidae. The coding region runs from base 11 to 2077 and encodes 688 amino acids. The transcript has 19 exons. Gene Ontology annotation, cellular component: THO complex part of transcription export complex. The record is from RefSeq and is a predicted model, not a curated record. Gene Ontology annotation, biological process: mRNA export from nucleus.